Erigeron canadensis is the source of this 3347-nucleotide messenger RNA. Its product is annotated as respiratory burst oxidase homolog protein C-like. Gene Ontology annotation, cellular component: plasma membrane. Lineage: Eukaryota; Viridiplantae; Streptophyta; Magnoliopsida; Asterales; Asteraceae. The transcript has 12 exons. Bases 109 to 2901 code for a protein of 930 amino acids. The record is from RefSeq and is a predicted model, not a curated record. Gene Ontology annotation, molecular function: peroxidase activity; calcium ion binding; NAD(P)H oxidase H2O2-forming activity.
AAAAACAUAUACAUAACUUUAUAUUAUCACACACAUUUUCAUCAUAUUAACAUUCACACCUAUUUCUUGUUUAUAAAGUUUUUGUUCUAAUUUGUAUCAGCAAAUUAAAUGCAAAAUAUGGGUACAGAUGAUGGAAGAAAUGGGUUGUCAGAAAAUUACAACCGUCAUGAUCAUUACCACUCCGACACAGAAGUUGUCGAGGUGGAUAGAAAGGACAGGAAAGGGUUCAGCGGCCCAUUGAGUGGGCCGCUAAACAAAAGAACUGGCAGAAAAAGUGCCAGGUUUUAUAUCCCUGAUGGUGCUCCUGGAAGUAGCAGUGUUGGCUCCAUGAAGUCUAGCAACAACGAUGAUUACGUUGAGAUCACUUUGGAUGUCCGGGAUGACACGGUGGCAUUGCAUAGUGUCAAGACGGCAGGUGGUAUGGACGUAGAAGACCCUGAGCUAACUUUGUUGGCUAAAGGUUUGGAAAAAAGGUCGUCUUUUGGGUCAUCAGUGGUGCGAAAUGCUUCUGCAAAAAUCAGGCAAGUGUCCGAAGAGCUGAGGCGAUUGACUUCUUUCUCUAAACGACCCCAUGGUCGUUUAGAGAGAACGAAAUCCGCUGCAGCUCAUGCUUUAAAGGGACUCAAGUUCAUUAGCAAGAGUGAGGGUGGUGCAGCAUGGGCUGCCUUAGAGAAACGGUUUGAUGAUCUUACUGUAAAAACCAAUGGCUUACUUCCACGUGCACUUUUCGGCGAAUGCAUUGGAAUGAACAAAGAGUCCAAAGAUUUUGCCGGAGAACUAUUUGAUUCGCUUAGCCGCCGGAGGAAUAUCACAGGAGACGUGAUUAACAAAGCACAACUGAAAGAAUUUUGGGACCAAAUUGCUGAUCAAAGUUUUGAUUCAAGGCUACAAACUUUCUUUGACAUGGUAGAUAAAGAUGCAGAUGGUAGGAUAACAGAAGAUGAAGUUAGGGAGAUUAUUAGCUUGAGUGCAUCAGCCAACAAGUUGUCUAAUAUACAAAAACAAGCAGAUGAAUAUGCAGCCUUGAUCAUGGAAGAACUAGACCCUGACAACCAAGGUUACAUUAUGAUUGAGAACUUGGAGAUGCUAUUGUUACAAGCGCCGACACAUAACGUGAGAGGAGAAAGCAAAAACUUGAGCCAAAUGUUGAGCCAAAAGCUAAAAUCGACACAUUAUGGUAAUCCGAUAAGAAGAUGGUAUGAAGAUUUGAAGUUCUUUUUACAGGAUAAUUGGCAGAGAUGUUGGGUCCUUGUACUUUGGAUAGGGGUGAUGGCUGGUCUGUUUACAUGGAAAUAUAUUCAAUACAAAGAUAGAGCGGUGUAUAAGGUAUUGGGGCCAUGUGUAUGUAUAGCUAAAGGAGCAGCAGAGACAUUAAAGUUGAAUAUGGCCCUUAUAUUGUUACCUGUUUGUCGAAACACAAUCACAUGGUUGAGAAACAAGACCCGGUUGGGUGUGGCGGUUCCAUUUGAUGACAAUCUCAACUUUCACAAAGUGAUUGCAGUGGCAAUUAGUAUUGGAGUUGGGUUACAUGCCAUUUCCCAUUUAACAUGUGACUUCCCUCGACUAAUUCACGCAACAGAGGAAGAGUAUGCACCGAUGCAACAAUACUUUGGGGAUCAAGCCAAAAAUUACUGGCAUUUUGUGAAGGAAGCAGAAGGGUAUACAGGAAUUGCAAUGGUAGUACUAAUGACAAUCGCCUUUACAUUAGCAACCCCAUGGCUACGACGAGGCAAGCUAAACCUACCAACAUUCCUAAAGAAACUAACAGGGUUUAAUGCAUUUUGGUAUUCCCACCAUCUCUUUGUUAUUGUAUAUGGGUUACUCAUAGUUCACGGGAUCAAACUUUACCUCACCAAGAAAUGGUACAAGAAGACGACAUGGAUGUAUAUAGCAAUUCCAAUCUUGCUCUAUGCUUGUGAGAGAUUAAUAAGGGCGUUUCGUUCGAGUGUCAAGCCAGUCAAAAUACUUAAGGUGGCUGUUUAUCCGGGAAAUGUGUUGGCACUUCAUAUGUCAAAGCCUCAGGGCUUCAAAUACAAGAGUGGACAAUACAUGUUUGUCAACUGUGCUGCUGUCUCUCCAUUUGAAUGGCACCCAUUUUCCAUCACUUCUGCCCCUGGAGAUGACUACUUGAGCGUGCAUAUUCGGACUCUCGGUGAUUGGACCAGGCAACUAAAAACAGUCUUUUCAGAGGUAUGCCAGCCUCCACGUAAUGGGAAAAGUGGGCUCCUUAGAGCUGAAAGCCAAGGAGAAAAUCCAAAUUUCCCGAGAGUUUUGAUUGAUGGUCCAUAUGGAGCACCAGCACAAGAUUAUAAAAAAUACGAUGUGGUGUUGCUAGUGGGGUUAGGAAUUGGAGCAACCCCUAUGAUAAGCAUUGUGAAAGACAUUGUAAAUAACAUGAAAGCCAAAGAAGAGGAAGAAAAUACCGUGGAAAAUGGAGGCACAUUACAAAAGACUAAAUCUGGGCCAACAAGUGCAAAUAACUUUAGAACAACACGAGCUUACUUCUAUUGGGUUACUAGGGAACAGGGUUCAUUCGAUUGGUUUAAAGGAGUUAUGAAUGAGGCUGCUGAAAUGGACAAAAAUGGUGUUAUAGAGAUGCAUAAUUAUUGUACAAGUGUUUACGAAGAAGGUGACGCAAGAUCUGCCUUAAUUACUAUGCUCCAGUCACUUAAUCAUGCCAAAAAUGGUGUUGAUGUUGUCUCGGGUACUCGUGUUAAGUCUCAUUUUGCAAAACCCAACUGGCGCAAUGUCUACAAGAGGAUUGCUCUUAAUCAUACCGGUUCCAGAAUAGGGGUAUUCUAUUGUGGAGCACCGGCACCAACAAAAGAACUAAAACAACUAGCUUCAGAUUUCUCACAUAAGACAUCAACCAAAUUCGAUUUUCACAAAGAGAACUUCUAAGGAAGUUUUUCCUAUUUUGCAUCAACAAAUUAUACCCCUUCUAGAAACAUACAUCAUCUGUACAGAUAAGUGAAGAUCAAGGCUGCUAUAGUGCCAUAGUUUAAGAUUAAUGUUUUUUUAUGUUUUUAUUCAUGGUGUUUUUUUAUAAACAUAGUAUGAGAUUUGUAAAAGGAUAAUGCAAGGAGUAUAGGGACAUCCAUGAUUGUUGUGGCUGCCAGCAAAGUUAGUGGGAAAUUUGUUACAAAUAAUUAACAAGUAGAAUCCACCAUCAAGCUCUUUAUAGAAUUAAAGAAAGAUGUUAUAGUAAAUGACAUUAUGUCAUCCUUACGUCAUGGUGGUUGGUUGUCAAAUUAAGUAAAUUUUAUUUGUUCAAUUUAAUUCUUCUUGUUUUAUUACUUAUGAUUAUUAAGGAAGCUAUGUAUAUUAAUUAAUUAUAUUUUUGUCCA